Melampsora larici-populina 98AG31 is the source of this 757-nucleotide messenger RNA. RefSeq lists its product as uncharacterized. The transcript is spliced from 2 exons. Lineage: Eukaryota; Fungi; Basidiomycota; Pucciniomycetes; Pucciniales; Melampsoraceae. The record is from RefSeq and is a predicted model, not a curated record. The coding region runs from base 128 to 559 and encodes 143 amino acids.
UUCAAGUGGUCAAUUUCAUCAACCAGGUGCGGUUAUGAGAACAGGCCCGCCAGCCUCUAGUGAAUUAGCAGUAGUUCAUUCACCCGCACAAAGUAAUAUAGCACCACCACCCCCGCCGACUGCUGACAUGGCGAAUCCUCAUCAUCACCUAUCAUCUCGGGGAGCAUGGGAUGAAAACUUUGAUCCAAUCAAUUCCCAUCAAGGAAACCAACCACCACCACAAGGACUAAUGGGCCUUGAUCACCAAAACUCUUCAUCUUCUUCCUCAUACGACAUCUUUGGCUUGGUGGGGGGUACGAGUGGAACUGGAUCGAUGUCAAACAAAGAAGGUUUGAAUGACUUGUUGUCUAGUUACUUUGGUUCAAAUCCUCCUACAAAGAACCCUGGAAGUGGUGAAGAUGGGGCUGGGUUAUACGGUGCUGAUAAUACCACAUAUGGAACCGCGGGUCCAGAGACGUUUUUCGGUUUACCAUCUAUUGGAAAUAAUGAACCAAGCACUGGAACAGAGACAGCUCCUGGAGAAUGGGAACAAUACUUAGGACAUCCUCCUAGAAUGUGAGGAUUAUGAAUGUAAAUUAAAAAAGAGUGAAAAGAAAUCAGGAUAUGCAUCUCAUUUUUUUUGUAGAUCUCAGGUUUAAGAGAGAUUGUGUCUAUAUUGUUGUUUUUGGUUAUGCAUUUUUAAGUAGCUUGAAGAAAAGUUGUGGUGAUGGAUUGUUUUGAUUUAAGCUGAACGGAACAGAUCUGAUGGUAUACCACG